AUGACAUCCUUUGCGAGACGUUUCACGCGCCGGGGUACCACCAAUGGCACUGCAGAUGGUAUCCCUUCUCCUCCUGUUCCAGACUCCCCGCCUUCUGAGCCAGAGGAUGAUAGCACUACCGUCCCCAUCAACCAGACGGAAUAUGCUCGAAGAUGUCGGGAGGUCAUGGAGCUGUACCGUGCUCUUCAGGAGCUAGGUCUUCUGCGAUGCAGUGCGGAUCGGUUGUUCCCAACGUUGCCUAAGAUCGUAGUCAUCGGCGGUCAAUCCACCGGGAAGAGUUCGCUGGUAGAAGCGGUCUCUGGAAUCAACGUACCCCGGGACAGCGGCACUUGUACCAGUAUGCGUCAGACGGGAGCAAACUCGACAUCCUCGGACAGAGUGCAGUUUGGGCCAGUCAUCAAGAACAGGGACAUGGUCGAACUAUGGAUCCGGCGGGCGCAAGCUGCGAUUUUGUGCCGUCAUCGUCCCAAGGAGGAUUUCAUGAGCAAUGAGUACGGCAUCAUACACAAUGCUGAAGAAGAAAUUAUCAAUCUCGUUCAUGACUUGGUGGUUUCCUAUAUCGAAGAAUCGGAGAAUACUAUUGUUCUCAUAACCAUUCCUAUGAGUGAUGAUAUUGAGAUGCAAGCAGCGGUGAAACUUGCAAAGGCUCGGGAUCCCAAUGGUGAUCGCACAAUCGGAGUAUUGACCAAGCCAGACAUGCUCACAACAGGCGCCUCCGGUGCGCGUCAAAAAUGGAGAGAGAUUAUUCUUGGACAAGAUCAAAAACAUAGGCUCAAACAUGGGUACUACUGUGUUCGUCUCCCGGACGACGAUGAGCGUAGGCGCAAUAUCUCCAGAGAGGAAUCCCAGGCGAAGGCCAAACGAUAUUUCGAGCGUACCUCCCCAUGGAAGGAGUUUCCGAACCGCAGCCGUUUCGGCAUACCUGCACUUGUGCAUGAUAUAAGCCGACUUUUGGUCGGGCUAAUCGAAAAUUACAUACCGACCCUAAAGCAAAGCGUCGACGAACUCCUUGCUACUGACAAGGCGGAAUAUAGUACCCUUCCUCCACUACCGCCCACCGACGAGGCGUGGUCCCGGAUUAUCAUCCUCAUCCAUCAGUUCUGCGUCGAUGUCAAAGCGGCCGUCGAGGGCAAAGAAGAACACAAGGGUCUCGUACAGCGCAACCGCGCUAGGUACGGGCAGUUCAAGCGCGACAUUCUCGGGACGUGCCCAAACUUCCGGCCGUUCGAGGAUAAGACUCGAUAUCUAGAUCCGUGUAUCCAGGACGAACAAUUCGAGGGGAAGGACAACCCGUACGUGCAUAUGGCUGCGUCCGAGUACAUAAUGGAUAUCAAGGAUGUGAGGAGAGAGAUUGAGAACUGCACUUCGUGGGAACUUCCUGGUGAAGUUCCGCUGGAAACAACGCGGAAACUCAUUGAACUCUUUACGAAGAAGUGGUCCAAUCCUUCUAUGCAGUGCUUCGACGAGUCACGACGUGUUCGACACGUCGACGGUUUCAAGCCCCUGGAGACGCGCAUUAGAGCACUUGUGCGGGCCCAGAUGGAGAUGUGCAAGAGCGAGGCACUCGUCAUACUCGGAAAGGCCGUGAAAUUGGAGACGUCGCCGGUCUAUACUCAAGUCCCACAAUACUCGAUGGAGCGCUCUAAGUGGUUCAAGCGAUUUUAUAGUGUCUAUACAAAUCCUAAUAGGCAUUGGGACUACAUUGCAAAUCCAUCCCUACUUCCUCCAGUUCGCGAGGCGACAGAAGACGAAGAAGCGCUGCUCGUGAUGGCCAAGGUCAGAGAAUACUUUGAGAUAGCGUACAAGAGUCUUAUCAAGGAUAUGGGAGGGCAGAAUGCCAGCGAGAGGGCUAAGGAGCUGCUGACAGAGGAUCCGGAAAUCGCAAUGAGGAGGAAUGUCCUACAAGAGAGAAUCGCAAGACUGGAGGAGAUCAAGAGGAGGCUCUAUGCUUUUAGCUUCAAUGUUGCCAUGUCUUGGCUACUAAAGAAAUUUCUGAAAUGUAGUUCUGACCGGUCUCUCCAGCUGGAUCAUGAUGCUGCGUUCUCGGUCCGGGGCGAGAUCACGAGACCCGCCUUCAUGUCCUGGCUGAUUCCCAGAGAGAGUAUGACGGCUGCGGCUCCCAGCGGGCGGGCGUACCCCUGCGCUCCCCCGCUAGGCGAGAAGGCGGUGUCGUUGGAGGCGGUGCUGGUGCUGGAUGAGAUGGAGAAUAGCUGGGCGAGAGCGACGCCGGUGGAGGCUAGGACGAGGGAGGUCCGGACGUAUGCGAGGAAGGUCCGCUCAGAGGCGAGGUGGUCUCGUGCGACAGAGCCGUUGUUCUCUAGCGUCGGGCUGAUACGCAUGGCAAAGAGCAAAUAG
This is a messenger RNA of Desarmillaria tabescens, 2355 nucleotides long. RefSeq names its product P-loop containing nucleoside triphosphate hydrolase protein. The record is from RefSeq and is a predicted model, not a curated record. Gene Ontology annotation, molecular function: microtubule binding; GTP binding; GTPase activity. NCBI's taxonomy places the organism in Eukaryota, Fungi, Basidiomycota, Agaricomycetes, Agaricales, Physalacriaceae. Bases 1 to 2355 code for a protein of 784 amino acids. The transcript has 16 exons. Gene Ontology annotation, cellular component: cytoplasm; membrane; microtubule.